Molecule: messenger RNA, 4128 nt
Organism: Epinephelus fuscoguttatus (brown-marbled grouper)
Lineage: Eukaryota; Metazoa; Chordata; Actinopteri; Perciformes; Serranidae
Product: protein tyrosine phosphatase type IVA 2-like
Exons: 8
Coding region: 1054-1560 (168 amino acids)
Biological process (GO): protein dephosphorylation
Cellular component (GO): nucleus
Molecular function (GO): protein tyrosine phosphatase activity
Source: RefSeq, a predicted model, not a curated record
GCUGUCAUUUGGCUGUUAUUGAAAACCGGCGACCGCUUUAGCCUGGAAGUGUUAGCUUUCUGUUUAUUAAGGGAACAUGGUUGUUGACCUGGUUUUACAUGACCUGGCUGGCGGCGGAGCCUCUAAUGACAGAUGGCGUUGCUGAUAAGUCUAGUGAGCAGGUUAGCAACAAGCUAGCGGGCCGUUGUCAGCCAGGACCCAGAAAAGCAUCAUCAUCAUCAAUGGUGUGUCUACAUCCCGGAGCCGUCACAUUUUCCUGUGUCCGCUCAAUGAACCAUCUCCUCAGCUCUCAUCACAGCUGCACAUGUAUGGCGUUUGCGAGGCUCGGAGGGGAGUUUUGCCAAGCCCAGCACCUGCUGCUUAUUGUGGACAAGUGAACAGGAGACACCAGCUAGGCGCAAACACUGCCAUUGACGCACACAGGUCCUUACUGCCAUCCUGUUCAACCCAUAUGAAGACAAGCCAACCUUCAGCCUGUCACCUGUCCUGGGGAGUAGGAGAGGCUUCAGUUUUAUCCCAGGAGUUUCCUCACAGCUCUUCUCCUUUCCUGCUUUUCCUUCCUUCUUCUGCUCUGAUUCGUCUUCUCUGAAUGGGCUAGUAGAUUUGAAAGAAAGGAAGGACAGAUCUUCUUUCUGUCUUUAUUUUUUUCCUCUUUUUUUUCUCCGACUGUGGGUGUCUGCUCUCCAUUCUUUUUGAUCCCAAUCUGUUAGAUUUUUAAUUUUUUGUUUAAAACCAAGCCAAUUUUAGUUUUUCCUUCAUUGCCAAAAAGUUUAGAUUUUUUACCCCUCUAUUUCUAUCCUAGGAAACUGGUCUUUCAUAUUGUUUUUGUUCUUUGUUUUUAAUUAGUGAAAUUAAUUGCGAAGUGGUUUUGCAUUUUUUUGUCCUUAAGUAGUUUUUCUUUUAGUGCAAAGUUUUUUUGUUGCUUUUUUAAAUUUAAAUAAUCAGAAGACUUUUGCUUUGAUUCGUUUGAAGAAGACCCCGUCUGUCAGUCUUUGAAGCACAGAACUUUUCAGAUCUUUUAUUCUGCAUUAAUAAACCUUUGAGCGUCUAAAAAUGAACCGACCGGCCCCGGUGGAGAUCUCUUAUGACUGCCUGAGAUUCCUCAUUACGCACAACCCCACCAAUGCACAACUGGGAAGGUUUAUAGAGGAUCUGAAGGCAUAUGGAGUAAACACCUUGGUGAGAGUGUGUGCCGCUACAUAUGACAAGACACCAGUGGAACAAGAGGGUAUACAUGUCUUGGAUUGGCCGUUUGAUGAUGGUUCCGCCCCCCCAGACCAGGUGGUUGAUGAUUGGCUGACUCUGCUGCAGACAAAGUUCAGAGACGAGCCUGGCAGCUGUGUGGCUGUGCACUGUGUUGCUGGAUUAGGACGAGCUCCUGUGUUGGUGGCGGUGGCUCUAAUUGAGUGUGGGAUGGAAUAUGAAGAUGCUGUGCACUUCAUAAGACUGAAGCGCCGCGGAGCGUUCAACUCCAAGCAGCUGCUGUACCUGGAAAACUACAAACCUAAACUGUGUCUGCGCUCCAAAGAUGCCAACGGACAGAGCUGCUGUAUACAGUAGGAAUCUUCAGCUCCAAACAUCUUCACUGCAGCUACAUAGGAGACUUUCACCUUUUAAUGUUAAACAGAAAGUUGACAUGUUUGGGUAAAUGUUUUGGUAACAUUAAAGCCCAUGAAAUCUAUUUAGAGCACUUAAUGUAUUUCCAAAAAAUAAAGGAUAUCACAUCAAAUUGCUGAAAUCUGCUAAAAAAAAGUGAUGUUAAAAUUUUUUUAUUUCUGCUCUGUGGUCUGUGAACUCACCUCAAUAUGUAGCAAAAAUGCACAAAUACUUAACCCAUUAAAGGAUGACCCCACAGUCAAAAUGAAUUGAUUUUAACUGUCAGCUUUACUGUGAAACCAAGCUUGUUUGGCUGUAAAGGUAAAAAAAAGAAAAAGAAAAACACAAACAUUUAUUUUGAUGGUCCCUCUCUCAAGUCAUUGUUACAGUAGAAGCUACGGUAAAUGCCGUUGAUGUUAACAGAUUUGAUCAGAUCUAAAUUCACAUUGGGUACAGACCUUAUAGAAAAUGGUGUGUCAGUAGUCGAGUAUGUUUGACAGUUGAUUCAUUCUUGUGAUGUUAAACUGGUCUGCAGCUUGAUAUUUGUCCUAGGCUCCAACACUGCAAAUGCUGAAUAAAUAGUUGGCAGUAUGUGCUUUCAGAGGCUUGCUGGUUUAUUGCACAUCAAUCCACACAGUGGUUCAGGCUGAUAUGUUUAUUCCAAUAUCUCCUCUCUGACCAAAUCGAUGUCCUGCAGCAGAAUGUGGCGCAGAUUAUAAAGAACUCAUGAAGCAAAGCAUAGAAUAUUUAAUGGAGCAGUGUGUAUGAUUUUGGGAGAUCUAUUGGCUAAAAUGCUAUAUAAUAUUCACAACUAUGUUUUCAUUUAAUCACAAGAAACUAAGAAUUGUGUUUCUUUUCAUAUCUGUAUAGAGAGCAGGUGUCUUCCUUGGAGCCUGCUCUGUUAUAUGGCCAUUAUUCUAUAGUGGCCCAGAACAGACAGACCAAACACUGGUUCUAGAGAGGGCCUUUUGCAUUUUUACAUUACUGCAGGUUCUCUGGCACACCUGGAAAAGGAGGCUUGAGGGGAGGUGUGUUCAGUUGAUUGCAAUCUUCAACCUCACCACUAGAUGCCACUAAAUCGUACACUCUGCUCUUGUAGGAAUUUGCUUGAAGGAAUACUUAUCCCGCAAAAUGACCAAUUGUUUAUCAGUUACUCACUCCAUGUUACUUUUAUAACGUUGUUUUUCUCGUAUGUCUCCAUGAUAAACAAAGAAUACAAAAAUGGAGAAAGUUCUUGAUGAAUUGAAGUGGUGACCACGUUUAUCAACAGCAAAGCUAUAUCAAAACUUUGAACUCUCACACAUGCAUGGGCAGUUUAUGAAAAAUUGUUUAAUAGUAGGGUUUUGGUGAAAAUGCAUGUGUUUUGGAAGUACUGAGCAUAAAAGUGGAUAAGUGAGACUUGGAUUAUACUGCAUGAGUUGUGUAAGAGUUCGUAAACUGAUGUUUUGAUACAGCUUUGCUGUUGUUAAAUGCAGCCGCCUAUGAUUGUUCACCGUGGAGGCACUUGAGAAAAAAAAAGUUUUUUUCCUGAACUCAGCGUAACAUGAGGUGUCUAGCUGACACACAAAUGUUCUUUUAAGAAAGACUAAAAGUUUAAAAAGAUUUAUAAAUAUGACAUAUGCUGUAUAGAACAAUACAACCUACCUACUGUGUGUCCCAAGUCAGAAUCAUAGGCACACAGUCUGCUUCUCUAGAACAAAUGUGUGUUGGCUGUAAAUGUUUGACACUGUCCUGCAUAAUGUCACCAAGGUGAGAAGACCAACAUGCUAAAAGCUCAGUUGGUGAAUGUAUUUAUAAAUAACACUUUAAGGUUUUGGUAGAUUGUCCUAUUAGCUGUCAAGUGUGAAGAACACGAAUGAAAUCAUCAAUAUGUCUCUAAUUCUUUGGCCCCAGUGCUCUAAACCUCCACUUUAACAUACACAGUGUCUAUCUACACAGUGUAUGAUGGAGUGGCAGCAUACAGUAUGUGAUUAGUCUUCCCACUAGCACUUUGGCAUAGGUAAUACUGAGUGGUAUUUGCAUGAUAACAGUAGGAUCUACUGUUGACUGAUAGUAGGCUCUAUGCAGACACAUGAGCAUGUACUAUUUACUGUAAGAAGGUAAAGAAAUAAGCUAGCAUUUAAGUAGGAGUGAUAAAAACGUCUGUCAUUUUGGUGCCCUGUGUUUUAAUCAUUGAAUAGUCAAAUGUACUAAUGGGACAAUCUCCUGAAUACUUAAUGUAUUCCUAUAACAACCAACAUGGAACAGGACUGUGGACCCAACAUGGCUGCCGCUGAAACCUUAGUGGCCAUAGUUCUUAUCUGUCUCUGGCUCUGUACCUACUUAGCUGUCUGGUCAGCUGCUGUGUGUGUAAGAUGCUGUUGGGUCUCUGUGAUGUUAUUAUUUUUUCUAUAGCUUUUCUUUUCUUUUCUUGUACCCUUUACCUGUUUGUACUUAUUUAUUUAUUGAUUCCACAGUGUUUCUUUGUGAAAUGUCUGUCUGCUAGAAAACAAAUCUAGUGGUCUUGUUGGAAAAUUAAAGUGUUUAAAGUAA